Messenger RNA from Aquila chrysaetos chrysaetos, 1403 nucleotides. RefSeq names its product MYC associated factor X (gene MAX). Gene Ontology annotation, biological process: positive regulation of transcription by RNA polymerase II. The transcript has 5 exons. Lineage: Eukaryota; Metazoa; Chordata; Aves; Accipitriformes; Accipitridae. The coding region runs from base 94 to 582 and encodes 162 amino acids. Gene Ontology annotation, cellular component: RNA polymerase II transcription regulator complex. Gene Ontology annotation, molecular function: protein dimerization activity; DNA-binding transcription factor activity. The record is from RefSeq and is a predicted model, not a curated record.
UGGCGGAGGGCGGUCACGUGCGGCGGCGCCUGCGCGCUGCCGGCUGUUGUUGUGGCGGCGGCGCGGCCCGCGGCUCCCCCCCGGCCGGUAGCGAUGAGCGACAACGAUGACAUCGAGGUGGAGAGCGACGAGGAGCAGCCGAGGUUUCAGUCCGCGGCCGACAAACGGGCUCAUCACAACGCGCUGGAGCGCAAGCGCAGGGACCACAUCAAGGACAGCUUCCACAGCCUGCGGGACUCCGUCCCCUCCCUCCAAGGAGAGAAGCAACAGGCAUCCCGGGCCCAAAUCCUGGACAAAGCCACAGAGUACAUCCAGUACAUGCGCCGGAAAAACCACACGCACCAGCAGGACAUCGAUGACCUCAAGCGGCAGAACGCUCUCCUGGAGCAGCAAGUGCGUGCGCUGGAGAAGGCCCGGUCGAGCGCCCAGCUGCAGGCUAACUACCCCUCGACGGACAACAGCCUCUACACCAACCCCAAGGGCAGCACCAUCUCCGCCUUCGACGGCGGCUCCGACUCCAGCUCCGAUUCGGAGCCCGACGAGCCUCAGAGCAGGAAGAAGCUGCGCAUGGAGGCCAGUUAGGCCCCCCCGCGGCCCCCCGCCCGCCCGCCGGCUGCGUAAGGACUCUCUCCCUUCUCUCGUAGAGGCUCUCGGACUGCAGCUUCCCAGCCCUCCCCGGCCCUUUUCCCUGCUCUAACCGCAACGGCCCCGGGAGGAGCCGGCCGGGCAGGGCCUCGCAGCGCCCGCCCGACAGACUUGGGGGGGGGAUGCGGGGGCCGCGAGGAGACGUCCCCGUCGCCCUCCCACAACUAGCGAGCCCCUCUCCCCUCUGAUUUUAUAUGAGCAUUUCUAUUUAUACCCGGGGACCACGGCAGUCCUGAGCUGAAGGGUGAGGCUGUGCAGGUGCCGGGCAGCACCCCCCCCCCGCCUCCCCGUGCCCCCCCAAAAGGCCAGGCCCCGCAGGGAGCUGCGCCUGCCCCCCCCCCCCCCCCCCCCCGGCAAGCGCUGGGGGUCUCGCUAUUUAUUUUCUGCGUGUGCAAUUCCACCUGCCCCCAGCGCCUGCGAGAGCCGGGGGGGGCAGCGCCCGCACCCCUCCCUCCACGGGCUGCAGAGCCGGUGGGGGGGGGGCCAGGCUGGGUGGUCUGCGUGUGCAUCCUGCCCCCCUCUUCCUUCCCUCCCUUGCCCCCCCAAAAUGCCUCCCCCGGCCCCGUCCCACCUCCGUGGCAUUUUCUGAACUCUAGUGUCCCGUCCCUGCCCCGUAGGUGACCCCGUCCCCUGUCCCCGUUUCGAUGCCAUUCAUUCCAUGGAUCUAAGGUAUGUUGUACAUACUGCCCAGAGUUGUCUUGCAAGUUAAGGCUUCCCUUUACUAUAAGACUAUAAAUAAUAAAAAAAAAAAAAACUUA